AUGCGAUCAAAUGACAGUCCUUAUCAAGGUGGAAUAUUUUUCUUGACAGUUCACUUCCCAAGAUUAUCCCCUUCAAACCACCAGGUUGCAUUUACAACAGGAGUCUGUCACCCAAAUAUUAGCAGUAAUGCCAGCAUUUCUUUUGAAAUUCUGCAAUCACAGUUGUCUCCAGCACUAACUAUUUCAAAAAUACUUUUGUCCAUCUGUGUUCUCUGUUGCGAUCCCAAUCUAGAUGGUCUUUUAGUGCCUGAGAUCGCAAUUCGACAAAAUAGAGAAAAGUACAGCAGAAUAGCUUUGGAGUGGACUCACAAGUAUGCAAUCUAA
Molecule: messenger RNA, 324 nt
Organism: Chroicocephalus ridibundus (black-headed gull)
Lineage: Eukaryota; Metazoa; Chordata; Aves; Charadriiformes; Laridae
Product: ubiquitin-conjugating enzyme E2 D2-like
Biological process (GO): protein polyubiquitination
Cellular component (GO): nucleus
Molecular function (GO): ubiquitin conjugating enzyme activity
Source: RefSeq, a predicted model, not a curated record